UUAUUACAUUUCAAUUUUGCAGGUGUGUGUAUUACUGUGUCUUCUGGCUGAGGUCAUCACCAUGGGAGCCGCUGACUCGAGUCCAGGGGUUACUCCUCCUGGGAUUCUCUUCUCUUAUGGUGUACACGACGAGAAGACCGGCAAUAGUUUCGCCCACCAGCAAACGAAGGACGACAGCUCUACCGCGGGUGAGUACCGGGUGGCCCUCCCUGAUGGUCGAACUCAGAUCGUCUCCUACACGGCCGACAAGAACGGCUACAAGGCUGUAGUGACGUACGAGGGAGUGGCAGUGCAUCCUGACGACCCUCCGAAGGAUUCGAAGAACACGGAGGCAGCAUCUCAACGGACGACUCAUCCGUCCGGGCAUGCUACUCAUCCGCCCGGGCAUGCUACUCAUCCGCCAGGGCAUGCUACUCAUCCGUCCGGGCAUGCUGCUCACCCGUCCGGGCAUGUUACCGACCCGUCCAACCACCUGGACUCGGUUCUCGAGCACCCGCUUCUGGUUAAACCAAGGCCGCAACCAGUCCACCCUCGGCCGAAAGCUAUCAACUUCAAUUCUCCUUUCCACACCCUGCAAGACAAGGUGCUUCACCAACCACUUCAAUCCCCUGUCCACUCAUUCCCCACCGUCCACGGACAAGCCCAGCACCCUGGCAAAGCCCCUAUCCACAAUGCACCAGUCCACCAUCCCUCCCUGGUCAAUUUCAAGCCUGUCCUCCCGCACCACGACCUACCCACCAUCAGCGUGGACUUCGCCCAACACCCUCAGACGGACCUCUCCCUCUUCGUACCGGCAAAGGACCUACUCGAAGUAGGAUUCCACGACCUCGGCUCUAAUGACCUUCCACUGAGUUCUGAUUCUUUCUCCCGCCAGCCUAGUUCUAACGGCCGCCAAGACAACACCAACUCCCAUCAUUUUCUUUCAGUACCCCAUCAAGGCUCCCUGAUAUCCCAUUUUGGUAUUCUAAUGCCCCAUCAUAAUACUCUGGCACCCUAUCAUGGUAGUCUGGCACCCCAUCAUGGUAUUCUGAUGUCCCAUUUUGGUACUCUGGCACCUCAUCACGGUACACUAGUACCCCAUCAUGGUACUCUGGCAACCCAACAUGAUACUCUGACACCUCAUCAUGCUAGUCUGGCACCCCAUCUUGGUACUCUGGCACCCCAUCUUGGUACUCUGAAACCCCAUCAUGGUACUCUGGAGCCCCAUCAUGGUACUCUGGCAACCCAACAUGAUACUCUGACACCUCAUCAUGCUAGUCUGGCACCCCAUCUUGGUACUCUGGCACCCCAUCUUGGUACUCUGAAACCCCAUCAUGGUACUCUGGAGCCCCAUCAUGGUACUUUGGCAACCCAGCAUGAUACUCUGACACAUCAUGGUAAACUGACACCUCAUCAUGGUACUCUGGCACCCCAUCAUAGUACUCUGGCACCUCAUCAUAGUACUCUGGUACCCCAUCGUGGUACUCUAGUAUCCCAUCAUGGUACUGCCGUCCCCUUCCAUCGUAAUUCUCCACAGCUCCAACAUGAGAAUUUGGCUCCUGUUCAUGGUAGUCAAAUACACCAUGAAGACAAAACGUCUCACCAUAACUCUUUAAGUCCCCACCUUGGUUCUCUAGCGCCCAUCCAUGGCAUGUUUGGACACCAGCAUGGUUCUCUAUCACAGCUCCAUGGCGCUCUAAGACACCACCAUGGAACUCCCAUACCCCAGGAUGCUCUAACUCUUUUUCACGAUGAUUUAAUACCCCAUCAUGGUAGCACUCUCUCACCCAUCCAUGGUACUCUGAAAUCCCAUCAUGGCACUCUAGCUCCCAUUCAUGGUAAUCCAACUUCUCACCAUGGAAGCCAGACGCCUCAUCACAAUACUCUUGCAAACCAGCAUGGUAGUCCAAUAAACCAUCAUGGUAUCCUGACACCCCACCAUGACACCUUAAGAACCCACCACCAUGGAUUUUUAAGUCCUCACCAUGGCUCUCUAGCUCCCGUUCAUGGGAGUAAGAUAAACCACCAUGAUUCCCUAGGCCCCAUUCAUGGUACCUCAAAAUCCCAUCAUGGAAUUCUGAAUUCCCUUCGAGGUAUUCCAAUACACCAUCAUGGCUCUCCUAUACCACAUCGUGGCACUCCUACACCCCUUCAUAGUGCUUUGUCACCCACUCAUGGCACCAGUUCACCCCAUCAUAGCACUCCUACAUCCCUUCAUGGUACCAUUUCACCCCAUCAUGGCACUCCUACACCGAUUCAUCAGACUUCCCACCAUGAUCCAGUGUUUCAUAGCAGUGUAGCACCUCAUCAUGGGACCCUGAUACCGCAUCAUGGGACCCCAAUAUCCCAUCAUGGGACCCCGAUACCUCAUCAUGGGACUCCCAUACCCCAUCAUGAGACCUUGAUACCACAUCAUGGGACCCCCAUACCUCAUCAUGGGACCCCGAUACCUCAUCAAAGCAGCAUAACGCCUCUUCACGAGACUCCCAUUUCUUUGCAUCACGCUAUUCCAUCGCACCAUGACAGAAGGGUCCCCAUUUCCCAUCACACAAGCCCCUUUCCUAUUAUUUCUGACCAACCAGACCAGGGGCCAUUCCUCCCUAGCCUCGGCCCACCUAUUCUAUCCUCAACCCCUAUCCCCUUACAAUCAACAAUUCCGGCCCCAUUCCACGCCUCAACAAACGUCCCCUUUCACGAACUUUCAACUCCUGCCUUCCAUCCCACGAAGCAGCGUCUAUUCCAUUUCAGCCCUGCCUCAAAUCCAACCUCAUCCCCCUUUCAUCCCGGCCCUACCCCCCUCCACACAUCCCGGCUGAAGGUUCAGACGUCUCUCCGGCCGUUUCUUCCAGGAGCACCUACGUUAGACAGAGAACAAUACCUCAAACAUAAAGGAAUAGUACGCAGGUCCUCCCUCAACACAGAGGAAAAAGAAACAGAAAACGGAAACAAAGACGACAACACAGAAAAUGGGUACAAUAAAACAAGCACAAACUAGCUGCGUAGCGCCUGCAAUAACUAUAUUUAUAUUAAUUACACAUAAAUACAAAAUAUAUGCUCGUUUUCUGUGCGUUCUUUAUGUA
Messenger RNA from Cherax quadricarinatus, 3059 nucleotides. Lineage: Eukaryota; Metazoa; Arthropoda; Malacostraca; Decapoda; Parastacidae. The record is from RefSeq and is a predicted model, not a curated record.